AUGCGCGCAGCACGGUACCACGGAAUUGAGGAUGUUCGCAUCGAGGAUGUGGAGCCGCAGAAGUGUGGGCCAGGCCAAGUCAGAGUUGCCCCCGCCUUCGCAGGCAUCUGCGGUUCCGAUCUCCAUGAGUAUCUCGGGGGCCCUGUCUUUAUUCCAACAAAGCCCCAUCCCUGCACUCAUGAGACGUUGCCCGUAACUCUCGGGCACGAGUUCUCAGGCACCAUUACCGAAGUCGGCUCCGCAGACUCGCCUUUCUCAGUUGGGCAGAAGGUGUGUGUCCAGCCGGCCCUGUACUGCGGUGAGUGCGUGCCAUGCAAAACGGGAUGUGAAAACGUGUGCUUCAAAGGCGGCUUCAUUGGGCUGUCUGGAGGCGGUGGUGGACUGAGCGAGUCGGUAGUUGUACCCCAAGACACUGUGCUGAGACUACCAAACAACGUACCGCUUGACGUUGGUGCGCUAGUCGAGCCGUUGAGUGUUGCGUGGCAUGCUAUCUCGGCGGCGUCCUUGACUAAAGACUCGGCUGUCUUGAUCCUGGGUGGCGGGCCCAUCGGCCUCGCUAUUGUACAGUGUCUGGUUGCAAUAGGAGUUCAGAAGAUCAUCUUGAGCGAGGUGUCGGGCUCGCGACAACGCUUCGCCCGGGAUUUCGGCGCCCAUCACGUCUUGUCUCCCAAGACAGACGAUGUUGCUCAAACGAGUAUAGCGCUAACUAACAAUGCCGGACCAAACGUCGUCUUUGAUUGCGCAGGCGUGCCAGCAAGUAUCGAAACCGCGUACGCGGCUAUCAGGCCGCGCGGUACAAUCGUCAAUGUCGCCAUCUGGGAGAAUAGUGUGCCUUUUAAUCCUAACAUGCUGCUGUUCCGCGAAGUAAAGUAUACUGGUGUGGCAGGAUAUCAAAGGAAAGACUUCGAGGCCAUUAUUGAGAUGCUGGGUUCUGGCAAGUUGCAACCGAGCAAGAUGAUUACGCGAAAGAUAGCGCUGGAUGACCUGGUUGAAGACGGGAUCAAAGCUCUCAUCAAUGAUAAAGAGAACCAGGUAAAGAUUGUGGUUCAACUGCCGGAGACGGGCCGCAUGGGGUCUGCCGUGCAUUGA
Messenger RNA from Exserohilum turcica Et28A, 1089 nucleotides. RefSeq lists its product as uncharacterized. Gene Ontology annotation, cellular component: cytoplasm. The record is from RefSeq and is a predicted model, not a curated record. Bases 1 to 1089 code for a protein of 362 amino acids. Lineage: Eukaryota; Fungi; Ascomycota; Dothideomycetes; Pleosporales; Pleosporaceae. Gene Ontology annotation, molecular function: (R,R)-butanediol dehydrogenase activity. The transcript is spliced from 3 exons. Gene Ontology annotation, biological process: butanediol biosynthetic process.